Molecule: messenger RNA, 4918 nt
Organism: Carya illinoinensis
Lineage: Eukaryota; Viridiplantae; Streptophyta; Magnoliopsida; Fagales; Juglandaceae
Exons: 8
Coding region: 111-4634 (1507 amino acids)
Cellular component (GO): cytoplasm
Molecular function (GO): protein binding
Source: RefSeq, a predicted model, not a curated record
CAAUCAGCACCCACCUCUCUCCGGUUAAACUUCAUUACGUUCGUACAGUUUCUCGGUCUUACGCAGCUACGAUACGAACGCUAGCUGGAUCGCGUCGACUCACUGAGUGAAUGAAGUGCCGAUCCGUAGCAUGCAUAUGGUCGGGCGCGCAUCCGUCUCACAGAGUAACCGCCACCGCCGUGCUGAAACAACCUCCAACUCUCUAUACAGGCGGAUCAGAUGGCUCCAUCAUCUGGUGGAAUCUUUCCUCCACCGGUUCCAAUCCGGAAAUUAAACCAAUUGCUAUGUUAUGUGGCCACGCCGCACCCAUAGCCGAUCUCGGAAUUUGUUAUCCUGUAGUUUUGUCAAGAAAUGAAAAGCUAGACGCUUCAAGUAAUGUUCUGGCAGGAUCUACUCCUGAUUAUUAUGGUGCGUUAAUCAGUGCGUGCACUGAUGGCGUAUUGUGUGUGUGGAGCAGAAGCAGUGGGCAUUGCAGACGGAGGAGGAAAUUGCCACCUUGGGUAGGCAGUCCAUCCAUGGUUCGAACAUUGCCUUCAAACGCAAGAUAUGUGUGCAUUGGCUGUUCUUUCGUAGAUAAUGUGCAAUUGUCUGAAUGCGGUUCCGUUGAUUCCUCAGAAGGAGCUGAGGGAUCAGUGUAUGGAGAAUCUCAGCACAGAAAACCACCAAAAUGUGCUGUAGUAGUUGUUGAUUCAUAUACACUUAUGAUUGUCCAAACUGUUUUUCAUGGGAAUUUAUCUAUCGGUUCAUUGAAGUUUAUGGCUGUAGUUUCGUCCAUUGAGCACAAAGAGAAACAUUCAGUAGUCAUGGCUGAUUCUUUUGGUAGGCUGCAAUUGAUUCCGAUAUUAAAGGAUCCCCACCAGCAUGGGGAUGAUGCAACUGGUUUGCAUAAAAGUUCUCAGUCAGAGAUGACUGUUUGGGCAGAUGGGUUGAGUGAAGGUGGACAGGUUGUGUCAAUCGCAAUCUGUGAGAAUGUUAUUACUUUUGUUUUUAAAAAGCACUGCAUAUUUAGGCUAUUGGCAACUGGUACCACUAUUGGAGAGAUUUCUUUCGCAGACAAGAUCGUCUAUCUAAAUGGCAGGUCUACUCACUCACAUGUUAUAGGGGGGACGUUUCUUGAAAGUGAAGAAUCUGGGAGAAAGCUGAAUACUGAUGGAUUCGAUGAAUUAUCUACAACCAGUUUUAUUGUAUGGAAUAAUGAUGGUUAUGCUAUUGUGUAUUGUGUAUCAUUUUUAAAUAACAUAUUCAAGUGUGAGGCUCUUUGUGAGAUCCCUACCACUUCUCAUCAUGAUGAUGCGAGAUUAUCCGUUUGUUUCAUUCAAUUGAACCGCUAUCUUCUUCGCAUUUGUUCACAUUGUAUUUAUGCUGAAGAACCUUUGCUGUGGAAACCCCACAUAACCAUCUAUUCACCACAUACAGAAGAUGAUGACCAUGGAAAGUUGUGCUGUAAGUUCAGAAUACUUGGAGAAGGCAGUUUUUCUGUUGACUGGAUCGAAAAACCUACUUCACAUCAUAAAAUUGAGGGUCCCAGUGAUGGGAAGAGUGAGUUAAGUUCUUUGGAAUCAUCUGUUCCAAGUCCAAUAAGUGGUAAUAAUAUUCAUGCAUGUUAUCAGUCCAACAAGGCACGGAUUGUAUCUUCUUCCAUGGUUAUUUCAGAAAAUCUCCUUGCCCCUUAUGCUAUUGUGUAUGGUUUCUUUAAUGGAGAAAUCGAGGUUGUGAGAUUUGAUAUGUUUCAUGGAAUAACUUCUCAUGGUAAUAAUUCACACAAUGAACUGGGUUCACAUGCAUCCAGACGAUAUUUUCUAGGGCACACGGGUGCUGUACUAUGUUUGGCUGCACAUCGGAUGGUGGGAACUGCCAAAGGAUGGAGUUUCAAUCAGGUUUUAAUUUCUGGAAGCAUGGACUGCACGGUUCGCAUAUGGGACCUUGAAACGAGCAAUCUCAUUACCGUAAUGCACCAACAUGUGGCUCCUGUGCACCAAAUAAUUCUUCCCCCGUCCCGGACUGACCGUCCUUGGAAUGACUGCUUCCUCUCUGUUGGCAAGGACUCGUGUGUUGCUCUUGCUUCUCUGGAGACUUUGCGAGUUGAGAGAAUGUUUCCUGGACACCCCAGCUAUCCUGCUAAAGUUGUGUGGGAUGGAGUAAGAGGUUAUAUUGCAUGCCUUUGCCGAAACCAUUUGAGGACAUGUGAUGCGAGUGAUGUCUUAUACAUUUGGGAUGUAAAGACAGGUGCUCGGGAGCGGUUUCUUCGUGGGACUGCUUCUCAUUCAAUGUUUGAUCAGUUUUGUAAAGGUGUCAGUAUGAAUUCCCUAUCGGGCACCAUACUGAAUGGAAAUACCUCAGUUUCAUUACUAAGUCUUCCAAUAAUUGAGGAUCGAAGCUUUUCUCAUUCUAACUUAAAUAGUACAGAUAAGUUGGUCACUUCGUCAAAUGUGGUGCCAAGUAUUGCAAAUAUAGUUGAGCCCAAUACUUCCCAAGCACAUAUUAGUAAAGGAAUUUCGGCAAAAUCACUUCCAACCACUCUAUCUAUACUUCAAAGCAGCAAGUCCUCCAUCAAAUGCUAUUGCCCAUUCCCUGGAAUCGCUGCUCUGAAUUUUGACCUUGGAUCAUUGAUGUUUCCUCAUCAGAAGCACGGACGCACUGCCAAUGACAGUAAUAAGUUAGACAAUACCAAUGUGAAGGAACAGGGUAAUGACAGACUAAGUCCCCACCACAUUAAUAUAGAAGAUGGUGAUGUUAAUGAGAGCAUGAAUACUUCUAUAGAAGAGCUUGAAUGGAUUAGAUCACUUGAAGAAUGUUUACUUCGAUUUAGCUUGUCAUAUUUACACCUGUGGAAUGUAGAUUGUGAGCUUGAUAAUUUGCUUAUAGCAGACAUGAAGCUAAAGAGGCCAGAGAAUCUUGUUGUAGCUUCUGGAUUGCUAGGGGACAAAGGGUCUUUGACAUUGACAUUUCCUGGUUUGAGUACUAUUCUUGAGUUCUGGAAAUCCUCAUCAGAAUUUUGUGCAAUGAGGUCACUGACAAUGGUGUCCCUUGCCCAACGAAUGAUUAGCUUCUCUCACUCCAGUUCGGCUGCCAGCAGUGCUUUAGCAGCAUUUUAUACUAGGAAUUUUGCUGAAAAAUAUCCAGAUGUAAAGCCACCUCUACUCCAGCUUUUGGUGAGUUUCUGGCAAGAUGAAAGUGAACAUGUACGUAUGGCUGCUCGCUCUUUAUUCCACUGCACUGCUUCACGGGCAAUUCCACUUCCUCUGCGUAGUCAAAAAGCAACUGACCAAGCAGAUAUGAGCUCUCUAAUUGGCACCAGAGAAAAUGAACAUGAAAAUGUAAAUAUAGAAGAAACAUCUGCUAAAGGAUUGCAUUCUGAUCAGCUCCUAGAAACACAAGGGAUCUCCCGGGUGGAGGAAUCUAAGAUACAUGAUUGGCUAGAAUAUUUUGAAAUGCAAGACUGGAUUUCUUGCGUGGGAGGAGCAAGCCAAGAUGCCAUGACGUCUCAUAUUAUUGUUGCAGCAGCACUGGCUAUUUGGUAUCCCAGCCUUGUGAAGCCAGGUCUUGCCAUGCUGGUUGUUCAUCCCCUAGUAAAAUUGGUUAUGGCGGUGAAUGAGAAAUACAGUUCCACUGCAGCAGAACUCCUUGCAGAAGGUAUGGACAGUGCAUGGAAAGCAUGCCUUGGUUCUGAAAUACCUCGUUUGGUUGGAGACAUAUUCUUUCAAAUAGAAUGUGUAAGUGGUCCAUCAGCCAACUUAGCUGCACAAAAUCCAGUUGUACCAAUUGCCAUCCAGGAGACUUUGGUCGGUGUUCUUCUUCCAAGCUUAGCAAUGGCUGAUAUACCAGGGUUUUUAACUGUUAUAGAAAGCCAAAUCUGGUCUACUGCAUCCGAUUCACCUGUUCAUCUUGUAUCUCUUACGACUCUCAUCAGGGUUGUGCGUGGUUCUCCAAGAAACUUGGCUCAGUACCUUGAUAAGGUGGUUAACUUCAUUUUGCAAACUAUGGACCCUAGCAAUUCUGUCAUGCGCAAAAUGUGCUUUCAAAGUUCAAUGACAGCCUUGAAGGAAGUUGUACGUGCAUUCCCUAUGGUCGCCUUGAAUGACACAUGGACCAGAUUGGCUGUUGGGGACGUGAUUGGAGAGAUGAACAGUGCUAACAUUCGGGUGUAUGACAUGCAAAGUAUGAUAAAGAUCAAGGUUUUAGAUGCAAGUGGACCUCCUGGACUUCCAACCAUGCUUGCAACGGCAUCAGAAACGGUGGUAACUACUGCAAUUUCUGCAUUGAGCUUUUCGCCAGAUGGGGAGGGGUUGGUUGCUUUUUCUGAGCAUGGUUUGAUGAUAAGAUGGUGGUCAUUGGGAUCCGUGUGGUGGGAAAAAUUGAGCAGAAACUUUGUUCCCGUGCAAUGCACUAAACUUAUCUUUGUUCCUCCAUGGGAGGGAUUCUCACCGAACUCUUCUAGGUCAAGCAUAAUGGCAUGCAUAAUGGGAAAUGGUAGACAGGUCAAUUCACAGGAGAAUAACAGCAUUUCAAGUCACGCGGAAAGUCUGAAACUAUUGAUUCAUAAUCUUGACCUGUCUUAUCGGCUAGAUUGGGGGGGUGAACGGAAACUACUUCUUUCGAGGCAUGGCCAUGAGUUGGGCACUUUCCUGUUAUAAGCAUCCUCACCUCGCAUGCAGAUUGUCAAGGGCAAGCCCUUGGAAGUUUUUCGUCUUAUAUUGAAGUAGGGAAUCACAACCAGUUUGCAUUUUCAGUUGCAAUUUUGUUACCAAUAAAAAUAGGACGUCUUUUUCAUUUGAUAAAAAUAGGAUAUGGUGCUUCUUUUUUCUAUUGGCACUGGAUGUCUAGGAACAACAUCUCGACUAAUCCUGAGGGUGCAUAGGCCCUCGGCAGAGAGUUUUCUACAAUUGCACCUCAGGUAAUUCAAGAAAAAAAUUUCACA